This is a messenger RNA of Mytilus californianus (California mussel), 1780 nucleotides long. RefSeq lists its product as uncharacterized. NCBI's taxonomy places the organism in Eukaryota, Metazoa, Mollusca, Bivalvia, Mytilida, Mytilidae. The transcript has 7 exons. The coding region runs from base 85 to 939 and encodes 284 amino acids. The record is from RefSeq and is a predicted model, not a curated record.
GUGAAGUUAGAUGUUGUUUUAAUUCAAGAAACAAGUGGAUAUUUUCGGAAAAAGUAUUUUUUCGACGUAUAGAAUUUUUCAAAUAUGUCUGUGGGACAAGUGAAGAUGGCAGAGUCCGCCAUGUGUGACUGUACUUCGGAGUUUGGGUUUGCUGAUAUAGUCAAAGGACAAACAUCUACAUCUGCUGUGACCGGUAUGACUGACGAUGAAACAGCGGUCUUAGCUGGGGUGUUAGCUGGGCUCGCAACGUUUCUCUUCCUGGCACUUCCACUCUUGUGUUGUUUGUGUCCACUACCAUUCGCUUGUUGUGGAGGAGGAGGAAAAAAGAAGGCCGCUGCCGCUGCUGCCGGAGCCGGUGUACAGAAGAGGAAAAAUAUUCAUGAAUUUUCAAGGUUUGUUAACAGUGGCCGAAGUACAGACGUAGAAUCUAUUGGGAGUUAUCGUUCUUGGGAUAAGAAUUGGGACAAACUCGAUCGAUUUGACCAUGACAACUUGUAUGAAGUGGACAUGAAACUUCCUCGAGUAUGGUUAGAAACUCUAAGAGGUGUUCCGGACGAUGAAGUAGAAACAAGGUUACGUGAACUCACCAGAGAUGGAGGCUGGGAAGGUAAUGACGCCAAACAGAUGUCGGAAAUGGAAAUGAGGCGGGAAAUGUAUGAGGAAUCAGGAUCCGGUGGUAUGGGAACCGACGGAGGUAGAUAUGCGACUGUACAACGGAUGGAAGGAAGCGGAGGAGGAGGAGAAGAACUUGUUGCUGAAUACGAAAUCUCUAGGCAUAUCACCAUGGAUACCACAAGAAUGACGCUACCUGAAACUGAAUAUAUUUACGAAAGAGACAUUCGAGGGGAUAGCAGCAUUGCUGACCGAGAUAAUUUCAAAAGAGUUUACUAUACCUACCAAAGGAUAAAGGGAGACGACUCGAAACAAACGUCAUUUUGAGAUUAGUGAACAGAGACUCUUUAUUGCUUGCUGCUCGACUUAAGACGUUGCUCUUACUCUGUAUUUUAUACUUUUGAAAUAUCGUAGUCAAUAUAUUGUUACCGUCAGACCUACAUUUGAUUAAUUUAGUCCAGAUAUAUAUGAUGUUCCAAAAUUUACUAUUGUCUUAAAAUAAAACGGAUAAAGGGUAACAGUAUCAUUGUUGUAUAUAAAUUUCAUUUUUACGAUAUCUCGUUUCCAAAUAAUAGCUGAAAGUGUAACUUAAGUAAUAGAAAUAGUUAGUAAAAUUUAUAUGAUAAAAAUAUCGAUAUCAAACGCAAAAGGUACAACGCAUGCAUCUGACAAAUGCCGUGCUCUAAUGUAAAUGUGGAUCUUUAAGUCUUUGAGGGGAUCUAACUAAGGGAAGGAAUACUUUUUGUUGUCAGUUAUGCUUAUGCAGUAAUCUAUCAGCUAAACACACUUAGAAUAUAUACUGAAAAAUAAUUUACUAACAAAUAGAAGCUUGUUAAAUAGUACCAUGUGACGACUUUCUAUCCGUUUUAAACUUAAGCAACUGGCAAAAUCGUACCAUGUGACGACUUACUAACCAAUACAAACUUGUGAAACUGGUAAAUCGUACCAGAUGAUGUUUUAUUAACCAAUGGAAACUGGUAAAAUCGUACCAUGUGACGACUAGAGCAAAAUCCACACAUGUUAAUCUUAAAUGAGAUAUUUGUUUAAGUAGUAUAUUUUUAUUACUUGUUAUGAAUUGAGAUUUGAUUUGUUUAAUUUUAUACUUCCCAGGAAUGUUUCAUGUAAAUAUUGAAAUGUGAUACACAAAUAAAGUGCUUACAAACUUGCA